CAGACUGAGGAAGUCAUUUAUACGCGUCUAAAGAAGUUACACGAAGUAAUAGAAGUAAAAAAAAAAACUUCAUUUUUAUUUAUCAUUUAAAUGACAAAUUUUUGGAAAUUAAUUUAAAAAAAUAUUUAUUUUAAAAUCAUUAAGGGUGAGUGAUUCGUGAAGGACAGUGUCCAUGUGAGAAGAGAAAACGGAUGUUUUUUUUUUCUUUAAUCAAUUAUAAUUUAAUUAAGAAUUAAAAAAAAAAUAUUUAUUACAGUAAAUUAAAAAAAAAAUAAAUAUUUGGAUUUUUUCGUGAGUGUGUAACAUUAAGGAUAAGUGCCAGGGUUAUUUACUAUUGAGAGAAAACAAAUAAAUCCAAUAAAAGAAGAGAGAAGAGCUAGUGGUAUGGGUCGUGACAUGCGGCCACCAGGUCGCAGACCUGAUGGACUCUUCAAGUUUAUUUUUAUUGCUGCCUUUUUACUUAUUGGUCCAACAUCUUUAGUUAGGACACAAGACGAUGCAGUUUCACAAAGAGACAAUUCCGGUUUGGAUCGAGAUGGAAGAAAUGACAUGACAACAGUUCUUCUUGUAUCCGCUCGUCCAGGUAAAUCAGUUCCUCCUGUUGGUUUAAUUGGCAAAACAGCACGAACAUUUGUUCAAGACGGCGCUAGUACUGAAUAUGCAACUCAAGUUGUAGGUACAACGUUAGAUGAUGGACGUGUUUAUGCACGUAUUUUAUCGACAUCAAGUCGUGUUUUUUAUGAUAAAGACAGUAGUAGUAGUGGUAGUUUAUCAUCAAAACCUGAAUCAUCAAAAAUAAAUCCAUUUCUCGUUUACCCAUCACGAGUAUCACCACAAGAUGAAUGGAAACUUUUUGGUGGGGUUAUUGAAGAAGAUGAUUCGUCAUCGAAUGCCGGUAAACGUGAAGAAGCAAUAAUACGAGAAGAAAUAUCAUCAUCGUCAUCAUCAUCAAGUAGCUCUAAUGAGCCUCAUGACCGAGAAAAUGAUAUAUUUGAAAUGAGACGUGAAUUUAAUACCGAUAAUCAAAGAUUUAAACCUGCUAAAGUACGCACACCUAAUUUACCAACUUAUACAGUUAAGCAUGAGCUGAUUGGGCACCCUGGCUCAAAUGAAGAUAAUGAAGAAGAAACAAGAAGUUUUAAACCAAGGAUACCGAAAAUUUUUAAACAACCAUCUCGUUUAAUUGCUAAAAAAGAAAGUUCACGAUCUUUCAGUACAGUUACUUACUAUGGUUUUGCUGAUUUUACAACGAUUGUUGGUGACACAAUUAUUGUAUUUUCACCCAGCACAGCUCCAGUACCUUCUGCUCGUCCUGUAACUAAGAUUACAGGUGAUGCGACCUUAAGACCUGGUGAUGGAAGUGCUGUAUCGAUUCAACCUACAAGUAUUAUACGAAAUGAUAAAACAGCUGAUCCUCUUUUGGAUGCUAUUAAUGGACGUAAACAAUCAGAAUCAAGUGUCUUAACUCCUAGUAUGAUUGAAGAACCUGAAGAAUUAUCAUCAUCUAAAUCUACACCCCUGCUUUUACUUCCUGAAACAGAAAGUCUUAAACCAACUGGGUUACUCAAAGUUGUUGACUCAACAACAUCAUUAGAUGGUACGACAACUCAUUAUAAGAGUCUUAUUUAUGGUACUUAUGUUGGUACUAAUUAUGCUCAGAUUAUUCAUACAUCUUCAAAUGUAUAUUUCUUCCCUGAUGAAGCAACUGUCACUUAUGAUACGACAGUAAAGCCUGAGGAAGAAACUGAAGAACCUUUAACAACAAUGGGGAUUGAUACAACAACAUCAUCAAUACCAACAAAAGAUGAAACACUUUCUUCUGAAAAUAAUGAACUCACCACACCUUUGGAAGAAACAACAGAGAAUUCAUCGACAUUGAAUAUUGCUCAUACUACUCCAAUGGAACCAGAUAUUCCUAAUGAUAUUCUUAAUGAUCCUCAAGGCCGUAGUGUCAAAGGAGGAUCAGCUAAAAAUAAUAUCAAUGAUGAUGGUAAAAAACUUGAAUUUGCUACAAGAUUACUACCUUCUACUGCUUAUAAAACAUUUACGUAUUUCACAACUUUCUUUAUUCCUGAUGAAACAAAUAAAGAUUUAACUACGACAUCUGUUAAAUCACGAGAAGUUGUUUCUUCUGAAGUAUCUUAUCUUACAGAAUUAAUUCUACCAAGUGCUACUAAUGAUGUUUCGUCAAUAUCAACGGCAUCAACAACAGUACCUCCCGUAGAUACAACAUUUUCAUCAGUUUCCACAACGACAACUCCUUCAACACCUUCAGAAGCAAGCCCUAAAACAGAAGAUGAGGAUUCAACAACAAAACGAGAAGAAAUAGAACUUAUUUUCAAAACUCUUUAUACGACUUAUACUUAUUUGACGACAUUCUUCCAAGAAAGUACAUCAAGUGUUUCUAGUCGUGAAGUUGUUGAGACUAAUGUCGUAACUCAGACUAUUGGACCUGAUGGAAUAUUUGGUGAUGUUGCUGGAUUAUUUAAUGAUGAUAUAACAAUUACUCCAACAAAAAUUCAAGAUACUGUUCAAUCUUCAACUAUUUUGAUGCCUGAAGAAGAUUUGGUAACUUAUGAAGCUUCUACUACUCUAGAAGAUUCAACAACUGAAGCUGGUUUAACGACAUUGCAGGAUCUAGAAGAUGGUAAGACUACAAUUGAAGACAGUGUCAAUAAAUUAUCUAUACUUGAACCAAGUCCUACACCUAGUGUAGUUACUGAUUUACCGAAAUUCGAAACAAAAACUUAUUUCACAACCUACACUUAUUUUACAACUAUAUUUGUUGAUGAUGAAACAGAAAUAGAAACAAGAACUGAGGUCUUCAGUAAUAUUAUAACGGAAAAAAUUGAACCAACAGCAGUGGUUCCACCACCACAAGAACCAUCUUUAAUUCCAACAACACCAAAAAGCGCACCUGCACCUCCACCAGAUAUUCUUGCAUACUUAGAAGCGAUAAAAAAACAAAAAUCUCAAGAGGAAGCAUUAAAAGCUGCUAAAAAAGUUCAAGAAACUGGUACAGGUAAAACAACUAUCAAGCCUGACGAAAACGAACGAACAACUCUCGAGAUGUUAGAGGAUUCAACAGAAAAAGUAUUAGUUGAUGGUGAAGUACUUGGUUCUAUGAUAACCGAUGUAAUAUCUUCAUCCAGCUCUAGUGAUGGACCAAUACUCGAGCCAUCAAUGGAAAAGAGAAAUGUUGGCGCUGCACCCGAAGAUCAAGAACUCUCAGAAUCAAAUCAUCAUGAAGUCGAACCAGCGCCCACACUUCUUCUUCGUACAAGUUACACGACAUUUACAUACUUUACAACAAUGUAUAAAGGUGACGCGAGCAAUGUUGUUUCUCGGUUAGAAACAGUUACAAAUGUCGUGACAGAAACGAUAAGACCCACGCCGGCGAUUGAUAUGUCAGCAACUGAAACAAGUACUCUUCCUGUAACUUACUUUACCACCUUUACUUAUUGGACGACAUUUUAUCGUGCCGGAGAUACGAUAACAACGAGCCGUGAAGAAACUGUUAGCAAUGUAGUCACACCUGGUGUAUCACCAACUCCAAGUGUUCAACUAGGAGUUAUCAUGACCUAUCGACCCGACUCAUUGCUCAGCGAUGAAGAAGAAACAACAGACAAAGCAAUUGCUGAUAAUGAAGUUAUGGAAUUAGAAAAAAGUACAAGUCCUAUUCCUUCACCCAAAGAAAUAGUUUACUCAGCUCCAGAAGAUCAACCAGUAAUUGACGUAUCAACAAUUAAUCCAGAACCAACAACGUAUUAUACAACUUUCACGUACUUUACUACGUCUUAUAUUGGAAAUGAAACAGUUCUCAAUUCUAGAUUAGAGACAAUCACCAGUGUAGCACUAGGAGAAAUUCCUAAAGCAACAGGAAGAGCAAUCGGGGCAGUACCAACAAAACUUCAGAAUCUUGAGACAGAAGAAAAAAUACGUACAGUUGAGGUGACGCCUACGAAAGUAGCUGAAGAGCCUAAAACAGGUUUAAUAUCAACACUAAAGUCUAGUGCUGUUGCUAAUGGAACAACUACUCACUUUACAACGGAUAUUUAUGGUACAUACAUUGAUGGUUUAUAUGCGCAGUUAGUGCAGAGUAGUACGAGCUUAGAAACUCCAUCUUUGACUUCAAGUACUUCAGUCUCACCAACAGCAACUUUAGCCACUCCAGCUCUUCCUACUGGCAUUCUUUCAUUAAAUAAAGGUAGUAUUAUUGAUGCUGAUAAAGUAACUACUGUUUACUUUGCUACCAGUCAAAUUGGCACACUUAUCGAUGGGCUCUAUGCUAAAGUUAUUGAAAGUACUUCAAGUACAAAAAUAGAUGCCGAAAGAAAAGCUACAUUGAAACAUCCAGAAGAACGUCAUAGAACUGGAUUAGUAAGACUUAUUAAAGGGCAAAUAGAAUCUGAUAGUGUAACUAUCGUUUAUCAGUCUAAAGUUAUUGGUACAAGCAUCGAAGGACGAUAUGCGCAAAUUAUAGAAAGUACUUCUAGUUAUCUUCAUGGCUCAAAUACAGUUUCUCCGACAGCAACAGUAUCUUUUCUUGCUUCUCAAACUCCAGGCCUUCCAUCCCCUACUCCAGUAGUAAUUCAGUCAUCAUUAUCUGAAGGAAGUCAAGAAGACAAUGGAACUAAUGAAGAAGAGAAUGAAGGAGGAGAAGAAGAAGACGAGGAAGAAAAUGAAGAUGAUCAGAAGCCAAAGAAAAAGUCACGUCUUACUUAUCCUGGUCGGAAGAGUACAUUUACUCCUGCUAUCAGACCAUUCUUGUCACGAAGCAGGCCGACGUUCAAUCCAAAAAGAAAAGGUGCUCAAGCGGCCACAACAAUUACACGAACUGACAUCACACCGACAAUAACAGCGACUUUAGCUGGAACGAAAGGAAAUCGUUUUUCUUCUUCACGAAGUCGAUCAGUUAUUUCAGCAUCCGCAACAGCUUCACUUAAUUCAUCAAGACGUUUUUCUGGAAGGAAAACACCACUUAGCUCAUCACCAACCGGGCCAGCAAAUGCACGCAGUAGAAGUUCAGGCAGAUUUUCUCCUUCGUCAACAUCUUCUUCUGCUCGACGUGGAUCCAGUUCUGUUAUCCGCGGAUCUUCAGCAAGACCAGCUAUCAGAGGAUCAAGUUCAUCAUUUGCGGGGUCAUCUUCACGAUUUAGAAAUGGCAUUAGACCAUCCUCAACUUCGAUUAAACCGUCUCAAACAAUUAGUCCAACAAUAGCUCCAGUCACAAAAUCUGAUGAUCAAGAAGAUGAAGCAAAUGAAUUUACUGCAACAACUUUUGUAACAGAUGAGACACCUUUCCCAACUGAAUUUGAUGAUUUUGAAGAAACUGCUACCACAAUACCUAUCAGAACAACAACUGAGUCUUCAAGAAGAUCUACUAAUCCGCUUCUUAGAUUUAGAAGACCAUUAAACCUAUCUCCAGUAUCUCGUAGUACUUCUCAACCACGACGAACUACUACUUCUACAACAAGUACCCCAAAAACUCCAACAGUUGCUCCUAGAUCUUCUAACGCCCGAUCACUUAAUUCUCCGACGCUUCCACCAUUUUCUUCACGUUCCAGAGGUAAUAAUCGUCUCUUCCCACCUCGAAAUUUCAUCAACCAACGUCAACCAGACCCAGUAGAAGAAAUUGAAAAUCCCGAAGAGAGUGAUGAUACUAAUCUCGAAAAUGAAAAAUUAGUUGAAGAAAUAGUCGAUAACGAUUAUGAAGGUUCAGAAAACAAUAAACGUCGCCGUAUUCCCAAUAAAGCUGAUGUGUCCUCUACAACAUCAAGACCUACAUAUGGUAAUAGAUAUAUUUCUCAGAGAAGAAGAUCAAAACGUCAAGCACCUCAAUUACGUUCAUACUCAGCUAAUCGAUACCGCAGACCUGGAAAUAUUUAUACGUCAGCAGAAGAUCGAUCAGAUGACGAUACUUCUAAUGAUGAAGAUGAAAUUGUAAAACCUGGAUCUCGAUACAUCGCAAGAGGAAGAUCUCUUUCAUCGACUCGAAAUGUUGCCAAAAGUACUACAGAAAAAUAUUCCAGUGAGUCCGGUGAAAUUUCAAACUCAAGAAACAGAAGACCAACUAAUAGUCGAGUAAAACCUAGUCCUACAGCAUCAACAGGAAGACAAUUCACUUUACGAGAAAAGAAUCCUUCUUAUAAACGUACUUCUUUUACUAAACAAGAUAAUUUGAGGAGACCAAAUUCAAGAGUCAGAACUACGAAUGGAAGACGUACAACAGAGUCUUACGAUUCUCGACGAGGUACUACUCCAUGGACAAUUUCAAGAAAUCGAAAUAUUAAUAGAAGAGUACAACCAAGAGGCAGAGGUGGAUCACGAGAAGAUUUGAUUGGUUAUAGUAGAGACGACAGUCCAAUCACGGUUACUCAUUAUGUACCAACUGAAAUAACACUUCCAGUAGUAUCUCAUGGUACUACUGAAUUUCGUAGUAUCAUUACAGCUAGUCCAAGUAUUGAAGUACUCAAUCCAGAAGCUUAUAAUACAGUAACCGGUGGUGAUGGCCGACAACUUGUUGUCCUCGUCAGUGAAUCGACUUCAUUAAAUCCUCUUGGUCAGACUGAAGUAACACGUUUUCUAUUACACAGUACACCAACUACCAGAGUAUCGCAUACGUUAACUACCGUUGGUGGUCGACGUGUUUCACAGUCUCUUAUUGUACCUUCAACUGUUUAUUCUGUCGAGAAUGUUGUAUCAACCAUUCCAGCAUCAUUUAAUAAUCAAAAUAAUCCUCUUGCAAAUAUACUAUUGUCACAAUUGUUAGGUCAAUUGGGUCCUAAAAAUCCAAAUUUUGCUAAUGUCCAAGCGCCUGACGUUCAAGCGACACCAACAACUCAGUAUAACGUCAGAACAACAACUUAUGUCACAACAAUUACUAAAGAAAAAAGUACGAUUAUACCUUUGACAUUUAGGGGUAAAGAAAUUCUAACGACUCUUGUUGAUUCAUCAACAGACGUUGUUACAGCUACUGAAUUUAUUACGGAUACAGUUCUUGUUACUCCAACAGCAGCAUUACCAGCUGCUAAUCUCAAUUCACUUCUUCUUCUUCUUCAACAAUCCCCACAAAUUCAGCAGCAACAACAACUUCAGCUACAGCUGCAGCAGCAACAACUACAGCAACAACUUCAGCAACCUCAAGACCCACUAUUUUCGGUCGCGCCAAUAUCCAGUCAAAGUAAUUCACUCCCUGGUGAAAUUGAGCGUAAACAUCAACCAGCAGAUCUUGAUUAUCGACCUGAAGAUGAUUCUUCAGCGUCAGUUGAAGAAUUUGAUAUACCAGUAGCACAUAAAGUUAAAUCAGAAAAUAAAAAAGUUAAUUCUGAAAAAACAAUGGAUGAUUCUUCAGCUUCAUCCAUUUCAAGAAGAAGACGUAAUUUGAAUGACGAAGUAAGGCCGUCUAUUCCACCAUCACUUUAUGCCCAUUCUGACGCUACAUCUGGUCUUAGUCCCAGUGAAGAAUUUAUGGGUGUACAUGCACCAACACAGAGUCUCGAGAGCGUUGUGGGUGACGUCGGACGGCACAUUUCCACAGAAAAAAGACAAGACAUGGUCUUUUCAGAUUAUGCUAUUGAGGAACAAAAAUAUUCAGUUGAUGAACAAAGUUACUACGAUGAUUAUUAUGAUGAACCUGAUGAUUAUGUUCAAACUAAACGAAGAAAAGUGAUACGAGUACGGGUACCAUCUCAUUUAUCUCACAAUAGAAAAUCUGAAAGAGCACACAAAUAUACUGUAGUAAGGAAACGACCACUUGUACCUUACACAAAAUCUUCAAUACCUGAAAAAAUAAUUCCACCAUCACCGCGACGAAUUGUUGUAACACGUGUUAGAAGUCUUGGUGCUCGAUCGAGACAAUUUGAUUAUGAAGAUUCAAUUUACCCUGACAGUACAUUAUCAAAACGUCAUAAAGUUACGGUUACUCGUACGAGAAAAUUGAGACCAACUGGAAAUAUUGAGUUAACUCAGACACCAAAAACACGAGUAACUAGAAAAAAACUUGUUACAGUACGGCCUGUUGUUUCAUCAACUCCGACAUUUGCUAUUAUUACGACAGGUUUUUAUGGAAUUCCUGAUAACGAUGAUGAAGAAGGUGAUGAGAAUGACGAUGUUAAUAAUGAUGAUGAAGGCGAUACUGAAGAUAAUGUAGAAGAAGAUGAUCAUGUAAAAAAUACUCAAAGUGAAAUCGAAGAGUCAGCUGAAUUACCACCGAGUCUUGUAGGUACAGCUAAUGACAUUGAAAAACCAGAGAUUGAGAAUGCUAAAGAUGAGGAACUUUCAAAUAAGUUUGAGGUAGAAGUUCCUGUAGAACCUAGUACAAUAAGUGAUAUUACACCAGUAAUUAUUACCGACAAUUUCUUUUUUCCUGCAUCGUCAGAUAAUGAUGAAGAAGAGAAUGGAGAAAUAGAUGAAGAUGAAAAUAAUUCUACGACCGAAGAAAUUGUUCAAGACAUAGACGAUUCACAAAGGCACACAUACGAAGAACUGGAGAAUGAAAAAGUCGAUCAUGCUCAGAAUAAUGAAAAUGAAGAAUUAAUGACAACAGAAAAAAUUCCAAUAACUGAAAAAAUAGAAACAACAGAGUCUUCUCCAACAACAAUUGAAAAUGUUAACUUAGAGGAUUUAAAAUCUACUACUCAAUCAAGUACGACAGAAAUACUUUUAGAACCAUCUUCACCAUCAUCUCCCGAAUCUGAACAAAUUUAUAAUACUACAGAAAAUAUUAAUGAAAAUUCAGAAGAAGAACUAAGUGUUGUACCACUAAAACCUUACACUGAAACUUCUUCUUCUUUAUUAUGGUCAAGUCUUGACUCUGAUCAGCUUUUAAUGAGUUAUAUACCGAGUGUGAUUCCAUUGGAAUCAUCAAUGAGCCAUAGCGAGGAUUAUCAGUCUCUUUUUGAACCAACUGAAACUCUACAAACUGAAUCUUCAAGCUCAAUCUCAAGCUCAAGCUCAACAACAGAAACAACAACAACAACAACAACAACAACUUUUGUGACUUCCCCAACGCCUGAAGAAAUUGAAGCUGGUCUUUCUGACGAACUCUACUUAUCCUUAUCAAGACCAGAUUUUCCACAAAUGUUUCCAUCUCAAUUUCCUAUAAAUGAGCAGGAGUCAAAGGUGAAUGAUGAAAAUUAUUCGCUUCCUGCGUCAGUAUCCUUGGAACCCGAACCAAUUCCAACUGUUGUUUUCACCGAGACUAUUGUUACCUCAACUCGAUUAAGAACUUAUACUUAUGUUGUCACUAAAUUAAAUGGACUAGAAACUCAGGUGACGUCUUCAACGACUGUUCGACCUCGCGUGACGACACUGACACUGACAGUACCUGUUACAAUCAUACCCUCCUCAAUCGAGAGUGUGGAAUCUAUACGUCUCAGCACCGUAACGACUGCCUCACGUCGAGAACCCGAUGGACAAGAAUCAAGGCGUGAAACAAGGAUGAUGGAUGAAGAUGCGGAGGGUGAAGGAAGAAGACUCAACUUGGCGACACGAGUAAUGUCAAAUGGGGUAGAAGUUAUAGUUGCUGGUCCCACGCCAGCAUUGCGAUGGGAAAAUUCAAAUCCACAACCCACACUCACUCUCUCUGACGCAGUUGUUAUGCUUAUGCCUCAAGAAGAUCCUAACGAAUUUGUUACCAAGACUUGCACAACGACAUUUACUUAUUUAAAUACCAUUACUAAGGAUGGCACGACAAUCGUUUCAACCGACCAACAGGUCGUCGCAAAUACGGCAACAGAAGAACGCCAUAGAAAGCCAGGAUCAGAAUCAGCAGCAGUAACUCUUGCUGCUUCGCCCACUUUAAGAACAGAGGUAUUCAAGACAACCUACACAUAUCUUACAUUGAACGCAGACCAUCCGGAUGAGGACAACGCUCUAGGAAGCAGCCAGAAAGUAAUAACAAAUACAGUGACGGCACCACAGCAUUACUUAGAUAUGAUUCUAGAGCCGUCUGAAGCACCACCACCUCAAACAAAUACUUAUCUUAGUACACGUGUCCUUGAAAAGACAUUUAUUGAAGACGGAAUGACAAGAAUAGCAACUAUGAGUGACACCAUUACUCGUCUUAUUAUCACUGAAUCAGUACCACCUCCGCCUCGUCCAACUAGUGUCACUACAACACUUACAGCUCUUGAUAAUCCUGAGGAUACUCUUACGGACAUUAUGAAAACAUAUUACAUCACUUAUACUUACUAUAAUACUUAUCUUGAAAAAGGUAGCAGUACCGUUGUCCGAACAAACGUCGCUACUUCAACAGAUGUUGCUGUAGAAAAGGUGAAGAAGACUGGUGUUAUCGAUACACAGGUGACUGCAACGCCAAGUAUUGAACCUAUUAAGAUAUUUGCUACCAAGACUUACUUGACAACUUUCACAUAUUUCACCACACUACUUCAGGCUGGCCCUGAUGGCGAAACUUCUACGACCAUCUCCUCAAGAUCUCAUGUAGUAGAGAACGUUGUGACAGAAUCUAUAGCUCCAAGUUUACUUAAUGCUGGUUAUAUGAAUCUUUUGACGACAGCUCAUCACUCAGAUUCAGUAAAAAAUGUUGUUACGGGUUCAACAAUUAUUUUUUUUGAUGAAGAAGACCAGAUUGAUUCAUCCAGCACUAGUACACAUGUUCAACCAACAGCUUCUCUAGAGUCAUCUGAAUCAGUUAUCGAAAACUCUGAAGUUCCAGUAUCCCAAUCUUCUGAAGCUGAAACAGAGCCUCAGAAAGAUGAACCAGAAAAACAACAGAGUGAGCAAAAUACAAGUGAUUUGGAUACCAGCGCAUCUUCAGCAAUAACUCACGACGAAUCAUUAACUCAAGACAAUGAUGCGGCUGAAAAUAAUAAUGGAUCUCCAAGUAAGCCAGUUGGAGGUGGUUUGUUGAGUCUUGGAUCUCUUGGGAUCAAUGGGUUGUCUGCUUUGGGACCAGUUAUUACUGCUAUGGCUGGACUUCUUCAAGGCAAGCCAUCAGCUAAUCGCCGAAAUGAUACUAUACCGCAGGCUUCGAAUCCUCCAGUUGUUAAUCAAGAGCCUCAAGAACUCACGACUCAGCGGUCACCAAUUUAUAUACCUGUUGCCGAGUUUGCAGAUGGUGAUAUUGAAACAGCGGAGAGUCAAAAUAUUGCUGCUCAAUUAGCUAAUCCAAAUCCAAACUUUAUACCGGAAACGAGACAUAAAGUUGCAGCGAGUCUUGUUGAUGGUAUUCCAAUAUCUCCUGGAGAAGUUAUUACAGCAAACAGUGAUGUUAUUAUUGGUAAACCUGGUAUACUGGCACCCCGACCACCUCAAACAUAUCUUCAAAGUGGAAAUGAAAAUCAAAACUUUGGGAUGAAACCUCCACCAAUAUCUGUACCUAAUAUUCCAGUUCAUCCUGUUUUGGAAGUGAUUAAAGAUGAUAGACCCGAACCUAGUCGUCAUAGUCCUCACGCUAUUUCUUUAAAUUCUAAACGUCCACCGAAAAUUCCUCAUCACUUGAAUAAAGAACCGAUGAGAAACGGAUUAAAACAUGAUAUUUUAGAGAACGAUCCACUUCUUAAACCCCCUGGUAGACCUAAUAUUGAAAAGUAUGCUAAUCCAAAUAUCAAUACAAAAGAACCUGAGUGGAUUUCUAAUAUCUUCAAACGACCUUGGAGCUCAAAAGAUCCAUUAAUGCCUCCUCCAGCGCCACCAACUCCUUCCAGAAUUGAUCAAGAAUUGAAUCCGUAUCCACCACAAGAGUCUCAACCUUGGAAAAAUCGCCCUUUAGAUGAACACCAUAAUCACUCACCGUGGGCUCAAAAAGAUCCUAUUAUUACUGGUACCAACUUAGAAAGCUCUAAGUUAAAACCAGAACCCACACAAUUAAUAGCUUCUGAGCCAAUAAUCCACCAAGUUCCUCACGUAAUAGAUCGAUCAACCGGUCAACCAUUGCUUGUAAAUAUUCAACCAAGUCAAGUGGCAAAUGUUGUUAUUCCCCAAGGAGGGACACAGGCUCUUAUUUUUGGUGAUACUAAUGAACCACAUAUUAGUGGACAGUAUUUUGAUGAUCCUUCACCUUAUCCAGAACCUGAGGAAUAUCCUGGCUACACUGGAUUUGAAAAACAUGAAAAUAAUCCAUCAAAUUUUAUGAUUCCACCAGCACCACCAUCAAAUAAUUAUAAAUCACCUUCUCAAAAGCCUCAUUCACAUACUAUUCCUAAUUCUAACAAUCGAAUUUAUUCAAAAUUUCCUCGGCCACAUGACAAAAUUGAGAUACAUACAAAUAAUCGACCUGAAAAAAGACCAUCGGAUGUUCAACUGAUUCAAAGACCUGAAUCUUAUGGACAAUCAAAUCAAGGUCAAGUACACACAGAAAUUUUAGUACAUCAUUCACCUGAUUCAGUAAAUCUCAAUGCUAAUUUGAGACCUCAACCUAACCAACACCAACAAGGAUUUUCACCUCCACGAAGAGAUUACCAUGUGCCUUCAUUGAAUGAACUUCCACCUCGAAGAACUACAGACAUUUCUCCACCUACUGAGGGUUCUCAUCAUCAUCAUCAUCGAUAUGGCUAUCAACAUGAAAAGCCGAACAGAACAAUUACCAAUGAUAUUUUAAAACAAAAGUGGAAGAAUGACAGAACAAAACCAAGAAUUACAGUUGUUCGACCAAGGCCGGCAGUAAGACCACCAAGACCUACUCAUUAUCCUAAUCCGGACAGGACUUCAGGAUUUGGAACAAAAUUAAAGUAUCCUUAUCGACCUCCAUCACAUAUUGCUCAGGCGCCUCACCCACCACAAAUUCCAGUCAGUUGGCAAGAGGAAUCUAAAAAUGAACAAUCUUCUAAUGUUAACUAUCAACAACACAAAAAUCAAGAGCCUCAGGAAAAUCUUCCAACUGGAGCAACUGGUUACAGAAAUCCAUUGAUUGGAAAUGCUAAGAGGCCUAUGCAACAGCAUCCUGUUCAGCCAACCAGUUAUCAGCCAUCACCUCCACAAAAUCAUCACGUUCACCAGCUGCCUCCUGACAUAAGUCCUCCAGUUCUUCAGAGCUUUGGACAAAUUCUUCCUCAUCCAGAUGAACCUGAAGUUCCUUGGUCUGAUACACAAACUGAAGCUGGUCCUGAUUCAACUGCUGAAGAAUCUGAAGAAAGUAUUAAUUAUCAUGAUCAAAUUUCAAAUGUUGAACUUGAUAAGCAGCAGCAUCAUCAGCAACAACAACAACAACAACAACAACAACAACAACAACAACAACAACAACAACAACAACAACAACAACAACAACAACAACAACAACAACAACAACAACAACAUCAGCAGCAGCAGCAGCAAAAACAGCAACAACAACAACAACAACAAAAGAAACAACAAGAAGAAGAACAACAACAGCAACAACAUCAGCAGCAAAAACAGCAACAACAACAAAAGCAGCAACAAGAAGAACAACAAAUACAGCUGCAGCAGCAUCAACAACAACACCAGCAUCAAUUGCAGCAGCAUCAACAGCAACAUGAACAGCAGCUUCAUCAACAACAACAACAACACCAGUAUCAACAGCAACAGCAUCAACAACAACAACAUCAUUUGCAACAACAGCUGCAACAACAACAGCAAGAGCACCAAGAACAACAGCAGCAACAAAAUCAACAAGAACAACAGCAACAACAAUUUGAAAAUCAGUUUGCUGAAGAACAUGAAUAUGAUGAACCAAUUGAACCGAUCCAGUUUGAAUUGGAAGUGCAAGAUGCGAGCAAUCAAACAGAAAAUCCGUUCAAUAACGUAGAAUCAUCAACUAAAAAAGUUGAAACUAUUGAAGAAAAUGUUUUCUACCAAACUGAAACGGAAACACCACCAGAAAAUCAUAACAACAAUAAUUAUCCUUCUGUAAAUGUCUUAAAGCCGUAUGAAAUUUAUGAAGACAACACAGAAACGGAAAAUCAAGAAAAUGAAAGAAUUUCUGAUGACAAAUUAGGCGAUGAUGUGAUUCAAAAUGUCCCAUUUGGUGAUAAGGUUACAACAUCUAAUUCCAAGCCAUUUGAACAGGACGAUACAUUUGAUUUAAAACCACCUGCCAUUAUCCCUAACUUUGUUCCUGAAAAACCAACAAAAUUGAAACCAUUCCAGCAUCACCAAGUUGUAUCAACAUCACGUCCAGUUUUUGAACACGAAAAAGAAAUAUCUAUAACUCAUGAUCCUAAACCUCCCAGUGGUCAUGCUCGGCCUCCCAUAGACUGGGAAACUAUUCACAAGAUAAACAAUGAGAAUUAUUAUUCCAACAGAAGAAACUUGACAUUCACCCGAACAAAUCAUUCUCACGGUAAUUCAGACUCUAAAUACGUUACUACGGAAAAAAUUCGUAAUCCCGAAAUUACGUCACCAUCUAUAGGUACUAGAAUUCAUCCAGCAUAUCCACAUAUACUUACUAAGCCAAGACCUGUGCUACCAAUUCCGAUUACUAUUUCUUCUGGUUCAUCGUCCAAAACAAAACACACACAAAAGGAUAAAAAUAAUCAUAAUAAUGAAGAAUCAACACUACAUUCUGAAAAACCAAAUAUCCAUAUGCGGCCUAUCAUCAUUCAUGCUAAAGAUAGAAAUCGAGAAACUCUUGAAACCGCUUAUCAAACAAAUUUCGCAGCUCACGAAGAAGAACAAAAUUUACCAAACAAUAAAAGAACUCAGUUAAUAAACAAAGCAAGUAAUUCUAAUGAAUUAAAAGUUCCUUCUCAAGAAAUGAUGCCUCCACCAACAACAAAAGCAACAAUGCAAGACAAUAUAAACAAUGAUAAUGCUGAAGGUGACCUUAAACCACCUCCAAUCCCUGCAGAUGUUGUUGGAAUGUCACCACCUCCAGUAACUAUCACAACUACAACUGCGAGACCUUCGACAACGGCAAUAAACGACUCUGGAUUAAGACCACCACCACCAAAGUACGUUUCUUUAGAUUCUUCUAAAGUUGUUGGAGAAACUCCGCCACCACCGUCUUCACCAUCAGUACCAAGUGUUAGUAUGAUACCACCAACAAUCCCAAGACCAACUAAAUCUCGGCCUUUCUUAAUGGAAUUAUUAUCUCAAGAUAUGGUACCACCGCGUCCACCUGUUAUUGAAAGUUCUAGGCCAAUUGAAAUUGCUACUGUUAGACCUGCUAUUGCUGUAUCCGGGUCUAUACAAAUUGCAACAGCAGUUGCUACAAGUCAUAUACCAGUAAUGCAGGAUAUUGUCGAAUCUACAAUUCCAAUUAUUCAUGGUACUGUUGAUCUACCUGUCGUGAUGGAUGUGUCAGAUAUUAUUAAGUCAGUAGAGACUAGAAAGCCUGAACAUGUUAGUGUUUAUACAGUUCGGCCGUUUGAAACAAAACAAAUUUCAAGAGUAUCUGUGCAACCUACGGCAAUACUUUCAACGAAUUUAAUAAUGCCAACACGUCUACGACUACCACAAGUAGAAUCUAGUUCAUCAACACGAUCUCCAGUACACAUUACCAGACUUUCGUCUUAUGAUACUUCAAGAAAACCAUCCGUUGUUCUAGAAGCAAGCCGUAAAAGUAUUUCAUCUAGUCGAGUAAACUCCACACAAUCUUUGAGCCACAGGCCAUACACUAUAAAACAGAGUAUCAAUCCAAGUGACGUUACCUUUACUUCAACAACCAAGAGAAAGUAUGGUAGCUCCUCUACUAAAUUCCGUAACUCAAUAACGAAAACUAUGAAAGAGCAUUCUGAUACUAGAAUCUAUAAGAAUGCUAGAAAUGUCACAACCACAACAAUGAUGACUACGAUGGAGAUGAAACCAAUAGCUGUUACUCACUUUAAGACUCUGACGGUUACAAGAACGGAAACAUCAGUCUUAGGAUCACCACCAACAACAAGAACACUUUUAUUGACCCAUACCUUGACAUCUACGAUCGUAGAGACUGUAACGGAAACAUUACUACGACCUACAAGUGUAGUAAUCACAUCAGUUACAACAAUUCUUCAACCUGCGACUCACUUGCCCUCUUAUGAAACUUCACCAGAUAAUGUUGACUCAAUAUUUGUCGUAAUGAGUGAUCAAAAUCCACCAGCAGCUGACGCUGAAGAAGUUGAAGCAGAGUAUGGAGGUGAAGAAGAAAUUUUACGUGAUGAACAAGAUCCAGCAGGUAAUGAAAUACAUCGAGUAUUGUCUGGUAGUAUUCUUGGGGCUCCUGUUGUGCCACAUCGUCCAAGUACCAAUCAAUGUCAGCCAGAAUGCCGGGGAGCAAAAUCUGAAAUGUGUGCUAUAGUUGGUGGUGAAGCUAGAUGUAUAUGUCGCCCAGGAUUUUCACGUAUGUUUUUAGAUCGUCCUUGCAAACCGACAUACACAUACACACUUCGUGUGGGUCUUGAUCGUAUCGGUAGAGAAUCAAUACAAUAUGAUCAGCCAAUUAAUGAUAGUUCAUCAACACCAUUCCGAAGACUUGCUGGACCAACACGAGAAGCUCUUGAUAGAACUCUGAUGCAAAGUGACUUGAGGGACAUAUACAGAGGACUUGAUAUCGCUGGAUUCUAUCCUCAUCCAGCUCAAGUAGAAUUCCAUCUUCAGUUGAGUGACAACACCAGCGAAACUCGGCUUAAAGAUAUACUAAAGAAAUAUUUAAUAAGCAGUAAUUAUAGUCUGGGUGGAACUGAAGUAUUUGCACUAAGAAAUAUUGAUACUAUUGAUGCAAAGGACUUUGAUGAAUGCUCAACUGAAGAGGGUGGACCUCACCAUGACUGUUCACCUCAUGCAACAUGUUUCAAUUUACGUGGAUCAUACCAGUGUUCGUGCAAAGAAGGAUGGGCUGAUUUAUCUGAAAAUUCAGCAUAUCCUGGAAGAGUAUGUUCUCAAGCACCGCUGGGCUGUGCUGGUUGUAACAACAAAGGUCACUGUGUUACUAAUUCCCAUGGUCAAGAGAUUUGCGAAUGUUUCCCUUGGCACAGUGGCCAGCGUUGCCAAGUUAAUUUGAAAGUACUGCUGAUAUUUGUCGUAACAAUUGGAGCUAUUUUACUCGGUCUACUGGGUGUCUUUUUAGCUUUAACGUGUUUACGCAAUCCAAAUAGAGCCAGAAAAUCAGGAGAUAGAAGAGCUAUGAUUAAUACAGGAACAGGAGGUGACACAAGCAGUGAAGGUAGUGUUGCAGACCUUGCAAUUCCUCAUCAUGUUCCACAUGUUCUUCCACCACCACCAAGAUCUACUGCGCCUAUUCCACCAGGUUCGAAAAGACCCAGAAAAGCUACUAAGCAAUAUCGAGCACCAAAGAAACCAUCUUUUGCCGGAACUCAAGCCCCGAUAAAUGAAGCAGCAAAUACAGAUCGCGCACUAAGUGUAAUGAUUCCACGAGCUAAAUACCGAUCUGGACCACAAUCACCUCAGAAUUAUUCAAAGCCACCUAUGAGUACUUUUGCAGCUGAGGAACAUAAACUCAUCAAUUAUCUCGAAGGUGGUCCGCCAGUUGGAAAUCGUAAACCAAGUCUUGCUAGUACAGCUAAAGAAUACGUUAAAAGAGAGUAUAUUGAAGAGACUGGAAUUAGAGUAGUUAAAAAUCCAACUGCUCCCAAUAAUGGUGCGCUCGUUAGUGCUGGAUUUCAAGUAUCAGCAACGGUAUUAAAAACAACUGGUGAUGGCGAAUCAACACUGGAUGAUACCUUCGAACCAUCGACUUUAAAAACUCUGCGAAGUACGAUGGACUUUCAAGACGGAACAUCGACUCUAGGCGCACCUUCCUGUGAUGCAACAACGAUUCAAGCAACAACAAAACUUCUUCCCUUAGAUUCGGCUGAAGAAAAUUCCAGCGUUGGACGAUCGUGCGCUGGUGAUACUUCAAUCAAACAACAGUCACCAAGUCGAGGAUCUAAAGAUACUCGUGACGCGCGUGAUAGUGCUAGUGAGGGUCCUAUCACUGCUGAAAGAGAUCUUGGUAGUACGCUUCGACUUCGGCAUACUCCUUUAUAUAAUCCAGAUCGAGCAGCUAGCGAUCGUGAUUCCAACUUUGAUUCACUAUAGAGUUAAUUAUCGACUUGAAAAGUGAAAUUCGUUGUUGCCAAAUAAUAUUUAAAAAAAAUUUCAAUGUUAUUGUUAUUAUACGUUUAAAAUAUAUAUGCCCUCGUACGUACACAUAUUAAGUAUACAUUUAUAUAUUACCUGUGAAUGUUUGAGGUGCAGGCCAUAUUAUGAAGGUGAUUGUGCCAGUCACUGUUUCUGUCGUUUGUUCUUUGUAGAAAAAGUCUGAUGUAAGGCAAUAUAAUUCAUCGUCUUCACACUACGCCAACCUAUUUAUUUAAAUAUAUAUUAUUGUUUCAUAUAUGAUAUAUCAUUUAUAUUAAGAUAUAUUGUACGACCGAUAAAUAAAAGUAACUAUUCAAAAACAUUUAUUGAGAAUAGAAAGUAAAGAAAUGAAUAAAUGAAAAGUCAAAUAAAAGACAAAUAUCUCGUGCCAAAAAAAUAUUAUAAAUUUUCAAUUAUAUUUGACUGUUAAAUUACAUUGUUAGAUUUUGAUAUUUAAUAUCAUAUAAUUAUAUAUACAUAUAUGUGGUCGAUUAUAUGUUUCAUAAAAUCGAAGAAAGAGAUUUAUAUUGAAUUUGUUAUUGUUAUUUUUGUUUUGUUUAAUUGAUUUACUAUGAGUAUCCAUGUUGCUCGGCUUCGUUACAUGAAUUUUCAAAACUAACAUUUAAUUAUAUAUAGGCUGGGACUGUUAGAUAAUUGUUCAAAAUUUUAUAACAAUAAAGGUAUUAUUUAUUUUAAAAACUUUUAAAUAAAUGGAGCCGUGCAACGUUGCAACUUAUGACUCAUAUUAAUCAUUAUUAUUACUAUUAUUAUUAAUUGUGGGUGAACAAACAGUAAUAAUUUAUAUUAAAAACAUUUAAAAUGAUAAAAAUAAAAAAUUUUCUAUUACUUCGGGAGCGAGUAAAAAUAAAGGGAUUUAAACUAAGAAUAUUUUAUAAAAUUAAUGUAUUAACAUGAAAUAACUACGUGUCAACGAAUUUUCAACACGUUUGUCUAUUUUUUAAAAAGACUAUUUCUACUUUUAUAUCUAUUUUCAAAAAUUAAAUAAUAAAAUCCACACUAACAAAAUCAUGUUAAAAAAUUAAUUAGAGACAAGUAUAAAUACAUACUACUGUAAUAAUUACAGCAUAUAAAAGUAUAAUAUACGCAUUAUUUAAUUUGCGUAUAAUAUGUAUGCAUGA
Messenger RNA from Microplitis demolitor, 19115 nucleotides. RefSeq names its product mucin-17. The record is from RefSeq and is a predicted model, not a curated record. Lineage: Eukaryota; Metazoa; Arthropoda; Insecta; Hymenoptera; Braconidae. Gene Ontology annotation, molecular function: calcium ion binding. Bases 385 to 17934 code for a protein of 5849 amino acids. The transcript is spliced from 12 exons.